Messenger RNA from Guillardia theta CCMP2712, 773 nucleotides. RefSeq lists its product as hypothetical. Lineage: Eukaryota; Cryptophyceae; Pyrenomonadales; Geminigeraceae. The record is from RefSeq and is a predicted model, not a curated record. Gene Ontology annotation, molecular function: protein binding. Bases 97 to 657 code for a protein of 186 amino acids. The transcript has 8 exons.
CGGCCGCAUAGGACCAAUCGCCCAACUGGGGAAGGACCAGGACCAGGGAACAAGCUCCUGUGCAGGAAACCUCCUGUGUGGAAUGCAGAUCACCCCAUGACGAGAGGACAGCUCUUGUCCAAGAGAGAUGAAUUCUGGGAUACGGCUCCUGCUUUCAACGGCAAGCCGGAGAUCUGGCAGGCGCUGCGGGCGGCAGCAGAGUGUGAAGAUACAGAGACAGCGCAAGCGAUCAUGGCGGCUGUGAACGUCACUUUGCCGCACGGCAACCUCAGUGUAGUUUACGACGAACUUGGUAACAAGUACGACAUACCUCCUUACUGCCUGUCGGAGCCAACGAACAUGGUGAAGGAUGAGUCGAGCGAGAGUUUGCCGGCGGUGAAUGAGACGGCCGAGAAGACGAGCGAGGAGAGUCAAGAACUCGCUGAGAUGUCGAUCCGCCUGCGGUUGAGCACAGGAGCUGAGCUCGAGUGGAGUGGGUUGAGCAACGUGACCAUCGGAGAGCUCAAGACCUUUGUAGAGGCGAAAGAAAACCUUGCUCCUGCUCGCCAGCGCUGCUUCUUUGGAGGACAACUGUUGACAGAUGCCCACACUUUACAGAAAGCCAAGAUUCCAUCAGAGUCGGUUGUACAGAUCAUGGUCAGACCAGACGACGUCUGAGGCGCCUCCUCUGCUGAUAUAUAGAAAGAAGCGCAUUGUGAUAGAGCGAGAUGGAGGAGAGGAUAACAGCAAGUCUUGUUAAAAGUCGUUCUACUUGUAUUACACAGGAAAUCUCU